CUCAAGUCGUACGAUCGGUUAUCGUUUUCCUCGAUCCCGAGUAAUUUGCCAUUGGCAUAUAAAGCCAGCGUGGUCAUGGUGCUGGCUUCACGUUUUUAAUCCAUAUCUACAUUUUCAUCCUCCAUCACCACCAGAACAUCCUUCCUGUAAAAUGCCUGCUCACGAAGCUGUAAUUGUUGCCGCGUCCCGUACGCCUGUCGGAUCCUUGUAUGGAUCACUUAAGACUUUGACUGCUCCCCAACUUGGCGCUGUGGCUCUCAAACAUGCUUUCGAGCAGUCAAAAGUUGAUCCCUCAGUAGUCGAGGAGAUCUAUUUCGGCAAUGUCGUCCAGGCUGGUGUUGGUCAAUCACCCGCACGUCAAGUAGCACUCGCUGGCGGCAUGAAGUCCGCAUCUGACGCCACGACUAUCAACAAAGUCUGUGCUAGCGGUAUGAAGUGUAUCAUGCUUGCUGCCCAGAGCAUAGAAUCCGGUUACAAGACCGCGGUUGCUGCUGGUGGUAUGGAGAGUAUGAGCAAUGCUCCUUACCUGCUUCCCCGCACGAACCCUUUGUUCGGCAAAUUCGAGACCAGGGACUCCGUUGAAAACGAUGGUCUCUGGGACGUCUCCAACAACUUCGCCAUGGGCAACUGUGCCGAGGCUGUCGCAGAGAAGUACGAAAUCAGCCGAGAGUCACUCGACGAGCACGCCAUCGAGUCGUACAAACGUUCUGAUCGCGCAUGGAAAGCGGGCGCUUUCAGCGCUGAGAUAGCUCCCGUCACGAUCAAGGGCAAGAAGGGCGACAUCGUGGUCAAGGAAGAUGAGGAGUACAAGAAAGUCAUCUUCGAGAAGGUUCCCUCUCUUAAGUCAGCAUUCAAACCAGGCGGUCGCAUCACUGCUGCCAACUCUUCAAACCUCAAUGAUGGCGCCUCUGCUCUGAUAUUGAUGUCAGCAGAGAAAGCACAGGAGCUCGGCGUAAAACCACUCGCCAAAGUGAUUUCAUAUGCAGAUGCGGGUGUUGAACCCAUCGACUUCCCCAUGGCUCCUGCUGUCGCUCUCCCAGAAGCACUCAAGAGAGCAAACCUGACUGUCGAUGACAUCGCACGUUUCGAGGUUAACGAAGCCUUCUCGGUUGUCGUCCGUGUUGCUGAAAAGCUCCUACAACUUGAUCCUGCAAAGGUCAACAUCGACGGUGGCGCCGUUUCACUCGGUCAUGCGAUCGGAAACUCGGGGUCUCGCAUCGUGGUGUCCCUUGUCCACGCCCUAAAAUCUGGCGAGUAUGGCGCAGCGGGCAUCUGCAACGGGGGCGGAGCUGCUUCUGCCAUUGUCAUUCAAAAACUAUAAUUGUUGUAACGCUUUUAUACAUUGUUGGUUUCUAGACGACGUACGAACAACCCAUCUACACUAUUGUAUCUGUAUCUUCCCAAUAGAACACAUCAAGCUUUGCAUAAUACCGG
Suillus discolor is the source of this 1434-nucleotide messenger RNA. Its product is annotated as Thiolase, N-terminal domain-containing protein. The record is from RefSeq and is a predicted model, not a curated record. Gene Ontology annotation, biological process: fatty acid beta-oxidation. The transcript has 6 exons. The coding region runs from base 152 to 1321 and encodes 389 amino acids. NCBI's taxonomy places the organism in Eukaryota, Fungi, Basidiomycota, Agaricomycetes, Boletales, Suillaceae. Gene Ontology annotation, molecular function: acetyl-CoA C-acetyltransferase activity.